Raphanus sativus (radish) is the source of this 1209-nucleotide messenger RNA. RefSeq names its product E3 ubiquitin-protein ligase RING1-like. The transcript is spliced from 2 exons. Bases 86 to 1024 code for a protein of 312 amino acids. Gene Ontology annotation, molecular function: zinc ion binding; ubiquitin protein ligase activity. Gene Ontology annotation, biological process: protein ubiquitination. NCBI's taxonomy places the organism in Eukaryota, Viridiplantae, Streptophyta, Magnoliopsida, Brassicales, Brassicaceae. The record is from RefSeq and is a predicted model, not a curated record. Gene Ontology annotation, cellular component: cytoplasm.
UUAUAUUCUCUCUCCUGUGACAAGUUGCUCUCUCUCUCUCUCUCUCUCUCUCUCUCGUCUGGCGCUCUGAAGAAAUUUCUCCGUCAUGUCUUCCGGUGGAAACUCUACUUUCUCCAAGAUGUUCUUCUGUCACCAGUGCAACCGCACAGUCACCAUCUCAAUCUCCUCCUCCGCCGAUCCUUUCUGCCCUCUCUGCUCCGGUGGGUUUCUCGAAGAAUGCGACGAACCAAACCCUAAUCCAUCCCCACCCCCAAACCCUAUCGGUUUCCUCCCGAUGGCCGAUCCUUUCUCCACCUUACUCCCUCUCUUAUUCGGCUCCUCCUCCUCCACGAACCCCAGCCUCUUCGGUGGUCCACGCUCCACCGAUCACCCUCACGGUGGAGGAGCGUUCGAUCCGGUGUCGUUUCUCCAGAACCAUCUCCAGCAUCUGCAAUCCAGCGGCACUCACGUCCAGUUCGUGGUGGAGGAUCAUCCGUUUGGCCGGGUACCGGGGAACAUGGGGGACUACUUCUUCGGCCCUGGCCUCGAGCAGCUGAUUCACCAGCUCGCGGAGAACGACCCUAACCGUUACGGAACUCCUCCUGCGUCCAAAUCCGCGGUCGACGCGCUUCCGACGGUUAAGGUGACGAUGGAUAUGUUGAGGUCCGAGAUGAACCAGUGUGCUGUGUGUAUGGAUGAGUUUGAGGAAGGUGGGGAUGUGAAGGAGAUGCCUUGCAAGCAUGUGUUCCAUCAGGGUUGUUUGAUGCCUUGGCUUGAGUUGCAUAACUCUUGUCCCGUUUGUCGGUUUGAGUUGCCUACUGAUGAUCCUGAUUACGAGCGAAGGGGGCAAAGUCAAGGAGGUCAGAUGAGUGGGCAGGGAUCGGUUGGGGGGCAGGGGACGGGGAGGAGGUUUAGUGUACAGCUGCCUUGGCCGUUUAGGAGUCAGGAUGGAUCUGGUUCAGGGUCUGGAGCACGUGGAAGUGGCGGCGCUGGUGGUGGAGGUGGUGGGUCUAAUCUUGAGACCAGACAGGAAGAUUUGGAUUGAGUAUGGCAAGAGAGUUAAGAAGAAGGCAGUUUCAUUAGGGAAAAGAAAGUGACAUUGAGGGUUCACCAUAUCUUGUACAUUUAACAAAACAAAAACAAAAAGAAGAGUAUUUUAUUGUCUUGUUAUUUUGGGAUUAUACAACGAGUGUGAGUUCUUAAAAAAAAAAUCGCAAUAUUUCAUUUCAA